GGAGCUCGAGGGCUUUCUCACCAGGGACGUUCCUCCAGAGCCCCUGAGGUGCUGGUAGACAACCGUGACAGCAUGGCCAAUUCCAACAUCUGCACCGACAAUCCUGGGAACAUCCUCUCAACUCUGACAUCCACUGACAAACAGCAUCCCUGUCAAUUGGUUCGGGAAGCUACAGAGAAUUGUGUGCGCAUGUGCCAACAAUUUGAUCAAAUGGAGGAGAGUACCCAGAGGAUCAGAGGCCAAUACCAGCUCAUAGACACUCUGCUAGAAGAAAUCAGAAGUGACUGUGCAAACCUUGAGAAGUCCAGGGAAAUGCUGCUGCAAUGCACUGGAAUCCCGGAGCCAGGAGCCUUGCGUCUGCACCAGCAGAACACCAAGCAGCGGAAGGAAGCGUCAGCCCAGGAGGAAAAGGCAGAGCAGCAGGACUGGAUGAAGGUUUCCCAGGAGGAAGAGUCAUCGAGCUGGUCUCUGGAGCAGCUGAGCUGGGAAUCCUCUGACCAAGGGCACGCAGCAGCCCAGGCAUGCAGAGAGGAGGAGCUGCUGGGCCAGAAGGCUGAGCUUGAGGGCCGACUGGCAGCCACAGAGUGGCUCCAACAAGACCUUUCCAGGCAGCUGGCAGAGACCAGGUAAAGGCAGGGAGCUGAGCCUUUUCAGAUGUUUUUACAUGCC
Molecule: messenger RNA, 669 nt
Organism: Passer montanus (Eurasian tree sparrow)
Lineage: Eukaryota; Metazoa; Chordata; Aves; Passeriformes; Passeridae
Exons: 4
Source: RefSeq, a predicted model, not a curated record